UAGCGAUUGAUGAGAGUGUAGAGUUUCCGAGAGCCUCAAAAAUAGUAUUGCGAGAUUUCUAUGUGGAUGACAUGUUGACUGGCGUAAACAACUCUGAAAUGGGUAAUGAACUGAUUAAUGAAUUAAUUCAAUUAUUAGAUAGAGGUGGAUUUGAGCUCCACAAAUGGUUUACAAGUGAACCAUCUAUAUUAAAGGAUGUGCAUAGCGGUUCGUUAGAUGACAUGUCUCAUACAACUAGUGGAACUAAAGUGAUAAAGAUUUUAGGUCUAGAGUGGCAUCCCAGAGAAGAUAUUUUCAGAUGUAACUUCGAGUUCAAACAUCAUCAGUGCAAGUCAACUAAGCGAACAAUUUUGUCAUCUAUUGCGAGGUUAUUUGACCCAUUGGGUUGGAUUUCCCCCUUUGUAAUAUUAACUAAGAUGUUACUCCAAGAAAUCUGGAGGCUUAAACUAUCUUGGGAUGAACCUGUGCCUCCGUCUAUUGAUCAUAAUUGGAAGAUUAUUUGUAAGGAAUUAGGACAGUUGAGGUCUAUUCAAAUUCCUAGAAAAACACUGCUACCUAAUUACACGACCGUUGAUCUACAUGCAUUUUGUGAUGCAUCAGAGAAGGGCUACGGAGCAGUUGUUUACGUGCGAUCAUCAGAUGAAUCUAAUGUUUGGGUUAGACUACUAACAUCGAAGACUCGUGUAGCACCGUUAAAACCUAUUUCAAUUCCAAGGAUGGAAUUAUGUGCAGCAGUUUUAUUAGUUCAUUUGGUGCAAGCAAUACAAGGUGCAUUUCAGAUUAAGAUAAAUUCUAUAUUUGCAUGGAGUGAUUCAACCAUAGUGCUUUCUUGGUUAAGGGCUGAUCCUUGUAGGUGGCAAGUAUUCAUCGCCAACAGAGUAUCAGAAAUACAAUCUAUUUUGCCUGCGGAAAAUUGGAAUCACAUUGACGGAAACAAAAAUCCUGCAGAUUGUGCAUCACGUGGUCUCUUACCUUCAGAACUUGUAGAACAUGACUUAUGGUGGAAUGGCCCAGAGUGGCUGAUGUCCAAUGACAUCCCAUUCACCAAGAAUAUACCUAUUUGUGAGGCAGCAUUAAGGGAGGAGCGUAAACAUGCUACUUGUAGUGUUAGCACAAGCAUAGAAGAGCUGCCUGUCAUUAGUAAAAUAUCAUCAUUUGUAAAACUUCAACGAAUCUUGGCGUGGUGCCUAAGAUUUAUAACAAAUGCAAAAUUAUCACCUCCUGAUAGGAUCUAUGGGCAUCUUACAACCAAGGAAUUAAGAGAAGGUUUAAUCUGCAUCAUCAAAAAUGUUCAAACAAUAAGCUUUUCGGAAGAAAUAAAGUGCAUUCAGUCUGGGAAAUCGUUGCCAAAAAGUUCCAAAAUAAACAAUCUAUGUCCAUUUUUAGAUAAUGAUAAUAUAUUAAGAGUUGGAGGCAGAUUGCAGAAUUCCACCCUCAAUUUUUAUAAGAAACAUCCUGCAAUACUGCCUGCUAAACAUUAUUUGACUAAAUGUAUUUUAACCUACUUUCAUAGGAAAUAUCUACAUCUUACCGGACAGGCUUUAUUAUAUCAAGUAAGACAGAUGUUCUGGCCUUUAAAUGGAAGAUCACUCUGCAGAAAGGUUGUUCAUGAAUGUAUUAUUUGCUUUAAGGCUAAACCAGUUGUUUCUCAGCAACGUUUAGGUAAUCUACCUUAUGAGAGAGUGAACCAAAAUUAUGUGUUCAACUGUACAGGAAUUGACUUUUGUGGACCAUUUCUCAUAAAAUAUAAGAAUCAAAGAAGAGGUACGUAUAAUAAAAUUUAUGUGUGUAUCUUUAUCUGCUUGGUGACUCGAGCCAUACAUCUUGAAAUAGUAUCUGAUCUCACAUCUGAUUCAUUUAUUGCAACAUUAAAGAGAUUUUUCUCGAGACGUGGUAAAAGUGCCAAAUUAUUUACGGAUAAUGCAAAAACAUUUAUUGGAGCCCAGGCAGAAUUGAAACAAUUGUACAAUAUGGUAAAUAAGCCAGAUGAAAAAUUGGCUAGUUAUUUGUCAUCAGAAACCAUUCAGUGGAACUUCAACCCCCCUAGAGCCCCAAACUUCGGUGGAUUGUGGGAGGCAGGAGUUAAAUCGUUCAAGUAUCACUUAAAAAGAGUUGUAGGUGGUACAAUCUUGACAUUAGAAGAGUUUCUCACCAUCACCAAUCAAAUCGAGGGAAUUUUAAACAGUCGCCCCAUUUCCCCGUUAUCAGUGGAUCCAGAUGAUCUUGAGGUAUUAACACCUGCUCAUUUCAUUAUAGGUAGACCAAUUGACACGCUACCAGAUAUUGAUCUCAAAUCUCUAUCAGAUAAUAGACUUUCACAUUGGCAACGUGUAACAAAAAUGACGCAAAUCAUUUGGAAACGGUGGACUAAUACAUAUUUAAAUAAUUUACAACAACGGAAUAAGUGGAUGAUUGAAAGAGAAAAUAUUAAAAUAGGGACAUUAGUCAUUAUCAAGGAAGAUAAUAUACCUAUCUUUAAGUGGUUAGUGGGAAGAAUUACAGAAGUUUUCCCAGGGUCUGAUGGUAAAGUAAGAGUUGUAAGUGUAAAAACAAAAAAUGGUGUAUUUAAACGCAGUGUAUNUGGAUACUCACUUUUGUUCCCAAAUUGUUAUUGA
Messenger RNA from Centruroides sculpturatus (bark scorpion), 2615 nucleotides. RefSeq lists its product as uncharacterized. The record is from RefSeq and is a predicted model, not a curated record. The coding region runs from base 72 to 2615 and encodes 847 amino acids. The transcript has a single exon. Gene Ontology annotation, biological process: DNA integration. NCBI's taxonomy places the organism in Eukaryota, Metazoa, Arthropoda, Arachnida, Scorpiones, Buthidae. Gene Ontology annotation, molecular function: nucleic acid binding.